Messenger RNA from Sander lucioperca (pikeperch), 1394 nucleotides. RefSeq lists its product as uncharacterized. NCBI's taxonomy places the organism in Eukaryota, Metazoa, Chordata, Actinopteri, Perciformes, Percidae. The record is from RefSeq and is a predicted model, not a curated record. The transcript is spliced from 3 exons. Bases 65 to 1276 code for a protein of 403 amino acids.
GGUUAGACACACAAACACACACACACACACACACACACACACACAGACACACACAGACACAGCCAUGAUCCUGAUGGGUCGCACUUUGUGUCUUCCUUCUCCAGCUACUGUCCAGGAGCUGUUUUCUGUGGCUCGAGACGCCAGCAUCAUCCCUGAUAUCUCCUUGGAUCCCGUCCUCACCACCUUCCUCUCGCAUGACUCUUCAGCCGCUCUGCAGCACCAAUAUGCCUUCUUACAGCGGAGCAUGAGUGGGGAGCAGCAGGCUGCAUUCGGCCUCAACUUGACUGGAGAGCUGGGAGGCAGCAGCAGGGUCACCUGUGGAGGAGUCGGGGUUGUUGCUCUGGCUCUGUCUGUGCUUUUUGAGCAGGUUGCUCAUCAAGUCCGAGCACAGAGAUCCACAGAGGGGGACCCAUCAGCUCAGAGAUCCCGGGCUAAGAGGAUUUUUGGUAUCAGCAGUUCUUCACGAAUCGGCUGGAUCAUGCACAGCUAUCUCCGUCAGGUCCCCGGCGUUGCCAACAACCAGGAGAAGAUGGCCGAGACCACGGAGCUCCACGACAACUGGCUGAAGCUUGAGCUGAUUGACCAUUAUGAGAGGAUGACCACGAAGAAGAGGAUGAGUUCAGAGUCCAUGCAGCAGUGGUUGGCAGGAGCUGCGUUCCAUCUGCACAUGAGGAUUCACCAGGUUCGUCUGCAUUCUGUGCCUCUUGGAUCGGCUGAGUCGCUGCGUCUGUCUUAUAAGACGGCGUUCGGUCGCCUGGUUCAGGGCUACACAGCCUAUCUGCACAGAACCAUCCGGGAGACUCCAGGAGCCCGCAAACCCAGAAGCAGGACAGCCGGUGGACUGGGACAAACAAACACAUUAAGCAAAACCAACAUGACCUGUUUAACUAAUCACAUUUUUAAUGAUAGCUUGGUUAAUAUCUCUACCGAGACUGCCACACCCAAUUCAACCGCUGACAUCAACAGAAGUUGUAAAACAGACAUAGCCAGUGAAGACCUUGUGUCAAACAGAAGCGAUGUGGUGAACAGAAAGACACUCAACAAUAUGUCUGGAUAUAGCAGCGAUGAGGGUCUGUUGGUGAUUGAGCCGUGCAGGAAUGUGAGUCACAAAGUGCAGCAUCACCCCUGUGAGUCUCCGGCCAUACAACAGGCUUUGGUGAUGCGUAUUAUUAAUGCUCAGGACCUAGAGCGGAACAGAAACUUUUUCCAGUUCCCGGAGAAAGUUCUCCACAGCCUGCUUAGGCAGAGGGACAACUUUGAGCUGAAGACAAAUUAGACAGAAAUUCACAGUGGCAGUAACUAAAGUACAUUUACUCCUGUGCUUUACUUAAAGGUGCUGUAGGUAGGAUUGUGAAGAUCCAGGACUUAGCCAAAAAAUUUGAACAUUGACAACU